Molecule: messenger RNA, 16612 nt
Organism: Lymnaea stagnalis (great pond snail)
Lineage: Eukaryota; Metazoa; Mollusca; Gastropoda; Lymnaeidae
Source: the annotation of a GenBank genome assembly
GUACCAGCUUUGGCAGGCUUGGGUUGUGGCCAACAAUGUAUACAGUCAUCUCAGCCUGGCGGGGCAGGCGCUGCGUUUCCUGUACAAUACCAAGAUUAAACCAGACAUCGUGUGUGUGUUGUUGUUGUUGUUGAACCAGGCAGCAAAGUGUGUUGUGGAUUGUGUUGAGUUGCGAUGACUGGUGAGUACAAUGUUGUUGUUUGAUCAGGCAGCAAAGUGUGUUGCGAUAAAUUGUGUUAAAAUGUGAUGACUGGUAAGUAGAAUGUUGUGGUUGGACCAGGCAGCGAAGUGUGUUGCGAUAAAUUGUGUUGAGAUGUGAUGACGGGUGAGUACAAUUUUGUUGUUUGAUCAGGCAGCAAAGAGUGUUGUGAGCUGUGUUGAGAUGUGAUGACUGGUGAGUACAAUGUUGUUGUUUGGUCAGGCAGCAAAGAGUGUUGUGAGCUGUGUUGAGAUGUGAUGACUGGUGAGUACAAUGUUGUUGUAGGACCAGGCAGCAAAGAGUGUUGUGAGCUGUGUUGAGAUGUGAUGACUGGUGAAUAUAAAGUUGUUGUUGGAAUAGACAGCUACUUGUCUGAUGAUAAAUUGUGUUGAGAUGUGAUGACUGGUGAAUAUAAGGUUGUUGUUGGAAUAGACAGCUACUUGUCUGAUGAUAAAUUGUGUUGAGAUGUGAUGACUGGUGAAUAUAAAGUUGUUGUUGGAAUAGACAGCUACUUGUCUGAUGAUAAAUUGUGUUGAGAUGUGAUUUAAAGACGAGGGAUGUGGUGCUUCAAUAUCUGACUGAGUCAGAGGUGAAAUGAAAUAUUUGGGGACCAGUUGCUUUCAAUAUGUUAAGCGCGAGCACUAGUUCAAAGGUCAAAAAUGUAUGUGCGUACACGAAAACGAAAAUGGAAUACUAAAACUAGAACAUCCACUGAACCAAAACUAAAUAAAUCAGCUUAUGAUCAGCGAAACAUUGAAAAGUUAGGUUAGACCUCGUAGACUGGAUGCUGCAGUUGUCAUUUGAAUCUUGAGAGCAUGUUUAAAUAUAUAGAUAUUAAAAUCCUUCCAAGUGUAAGCGUUAGUUUAAAUGUAUAACUUGAUUGAGCCUUGCUACUGUGGUCAAAGCUAUUCACCGAACGCUAGGCCCUAGGCCUAUAUUACUAUAUCUUUUUACAACGGCUAGUCUCAACUGUUCAUUUUGAAAAUGACCUACAUUUCAAAACAUCUCAUUUAAAACCAAAACUGCUUAUAACUCAUGCUAUACUUCAAAACAGCUGAACCCCACCUGCUUAUAUCUAAUGAUACUCUUCAAAACAGCUGAACCACACCUGCUUAUAACUCAUGAUAUUCUUCAAAACACCCGAUAAAGAAAUUGAGUGGAACGCAAAGAAUACACAGCAAAGAAUACAACAUAUAAACUUCUAAGAUUUAUUAUUUUUUUAGCUGGUUUUUAAAAUCAAUUUUUGGAUUUACUACACCGAUGAUGAUUUAAUCAAACAUCAGGUCUUGAACAGAUCGAUUAUUAAGGUGGCAGAUUGAUAAGACGAGGAGACGUGACACCACUAAUGCGUACACCGUUUACCUUUUUUUUAACAUUACAAAGACAUUCUUUUGGUGGCAAUGGUAUUGUGUAACUUAAGAAUAACGUCAAAGUGCUCUGAGUUCAAGGUUUCGCCAAACGCAUUCUUUAAUAAAUAAUGAAAAGUCGAGACAAUAUGUUAUUUAUUAUUUAUAUUAUAUUCAAGGAAGUGAAAAGAAAAAAGGUUGUGUAUUAAGGGAAAAAUGAGAGAUUUACAAUUAAAUGAAAUGGCUGCUUUGUCAAGUCAACUAUGGACUUGACAGAUGUGCUGCAAUGUCAAUUAUGGACUUGACAGAUGUGCUGCUAUGUCAGUUAUGGACUUGACAGAUGGAGUUAAUGUCUGGAACAGGUCAAUCUGUCUUCGUUGGGAAUUACUUCCGGGUUAUUCUUAUGGCAUGGUACAACAGUUGCUACAUUAUCUAAAAUUUUCUAAAAUCUUGCAGUCUUCAGUUGUUACCUAAAUCCUUCACCAAGAUGAAAAACCUGUUUACCUGUCGUAGCACCUCUGCAUUUAUUAGCCAAUCAUAUUGUGACUUCUACGUGUAAAAACCAACCUUGAUUUUAUGCAAAGCCUUUAGUUCUAUAUUCUUUGAUGUUGUAUAUUGUUACAAUACGUAAGUUCAAGUGGGUGUGUCUUAUGUAAAUGUUGUUACACAAUUUAGGCCACGUUGGUGUGUCUUAAGUAAAUGCUGUUACACAACUUAGUCCAAAAGGGGUGUGUCUUAUGUAAAUGUUGUCACACAAUUUAGGCCAAGUGGGUGUGUUUUAUGUAAAAGAUGUCACGCAAUAUAGGCCAACUGGGUGUGUCGUAUGUAAAUGCUGUUACACAAUUUUGCCCAAGUGGGUGUGUUUUAUGUAAAUGUUGUUACACAAUUAGGCCAAGUGGGUGUGUCUUAUGUAAAUGUUGUUACACAAUUAGGACAAGUGGGUGUGUCUUAUGUAAUUGUUGUUACACAACUUCGUCCAAGUGGGUGUGUCUUAUGUAAAUGUUGUCACACAAUAUAGGCCAAGUGGGUAGUCUUAUGUAAAUGUUUUUACAGAACUUACUCCAAGUGGGCGUGUCUUAUGUAAAUGUUGUUACACAAUUUAGGCCAAGUGGGUGUGUCUUAUGUAAUUGUUGUUACACAAUUUAGGCCAAGUGUGUGUAACUGAUGUAAAUCUUUUUACACAAUUUAGGCCACGUUGGUGUGUCUUAAGUAAAUGCUGUUACACAACUUAGUCCAAAAGGGGUUUGUCUUAUAUAAAUGUUGUCACACAAUUUAGGCCAAGUGGGUGUAUCGGAUUUGUUUGUACACGACUUAGUCCAAGUGGGUGUGUUUAAUGUAAAUGUUGUCACACAAUUUAGGUCAAGUGGGUGUGUCUUAUGUAAAUGCUGUUACACAACUUAGUCCAAAUGGGUGUAACUUAUAUAAAUGUUGUUACACAAUUAAGUCCAAGUGGGUGUGUCUUAUGUAAAUGUUGUUACACAAUUUAGGCCAAGUUGGUGUAUCUUAUGUAAAUGUUGUUACGAAAGAUAGUCCAGUUGGACGUGUCUUCUGUAAAUGUUGAAUGCACCAAUAACUAAUUUUUGUUACCAAUUCCAUCUUAAAUGUAUAAGACAUAAUACAUUGUGCAUAUAUUGAAUAUGUCUAUGAAUGAACUCUCAUAUAGAUACAUUGUAGUACAUUGUACAUUUGGCACAGGAUAUCUUUAUAGAAAAUCUAACUUUUUAGAUAAAGCAGAUUUUUUUGAGAAUUUAAAAUUUUCAUUGUUAAAAUUGCCCCCCCUCCCCAGUAAACCACAACACAAGCUGUAAUGCUUGCACCCCCCCCCCCAAACUCAUCAUUCGAACAAUGGUACUAGUACGUUAUUGUGCUACCUGUAGGAUAUUGUGCUACCAGCAGGCUGUUGUGAUUCCAGUAGGCUAUUAUGCUACCAGAAGAAUACCCUUCAUUACUAGUGUAGCCUUACUGCCUGUGUCGUUACCUAGGGUCCACAGCUCCUCCCCCACCCAUUUUUUAAUUUUGAUACUGGUGUCACCGAUAAAAUGUGAGGGUACUGUGCCAACCCCCUCACUCCCUCGCUUGAUUGGGAAAAGGUUGUUUUCUUUCGAAUACGUUCUAUUUUUUUUCUAAACAAUGCUAUUAAGCGUGUAUACAAGCGCUAUAUAAGUAUUCAACCAAUCAGGUGAUACGAAUUCUAGAAUUUCUUUAGUCGGGAGGGUUCCAACGUUUUCCCUAUAAAUAAGCCAGCAUAUUUCCCAGCCGGGAGAGUGUUUUGCUAUUUUCCCUAGACAUUCGCCUGACUGAAUAUACUUAAGAGAUUGCACUCUUUACGUGUAUGUUUAAUUAAUAUUUGUAUCUUUCGAUUGUACUUUUCACUGUGUUGUAAUUUGAUAGAGUUUGUAUUUCUGUCUGUUCGAUGAUGUUUUUUUUUUUUUAAAACCUAAAUUUAAUAGACAAUUAAAUUGAAUAUUGUUAGUAUGCCUAGCUUUGGUCUCGUUUAUAUUUGUAUACUGGUUUUCAGUCCUUUGUUGCGUAUUUUUCAAAACACGAACCAAAUCUUAAAACUUAUUAACUUUGGGAUAAAAAAUUACAAUAGUUUGUAACGGUGUCUAACCAUAAGUUUGAGUGGACUUAUUUAAGUAAAGGUUGAGUACUGUCAUAAAGAAAAAAAAACUAUUUCAAAAUGUCCAUAUCCCAACCGACACCGGCUAAUGAAUUGUUUAGUUUCAUGUCUUUGUAUUCCUUAUCAUGAAGAAGUAGGCAUAUGAAAUUUAAAAAAAAUAAAUAAAUUGGUAGUCAUGAUUCUAUGUACAUUGCCUUGAGUCAGGCAUGAUUGAUCUAGAUUGUCCUUAGUCAUGAAUGAUUCUAAAUUGUCCUUAAUCAUGAUUGAAUGUGAAUUAUCCCUAGUAGUGAUUGAAUCUAGAUUGUCCCUAGUCAUGAUUGAAUGUGCAUUGUCCCUAUUUAUGAUUGAAUCUAAUUUGUCCCUAGUUUUGAUUGAAUCUAAUUUGUUCCUAGUUAUGAUUGAAUCUAAUUUGUCCCUAGUCAUGAUUGAAUCUAUUUUGUUCCUAGUUAUGACUGAAUCUAAUUUGUCCAUAGUCAUGAUUGAAUCUAAUUGUCCCUAGUCAUAAUCGAAUUUUAUUGUCCCUAGUCAUGAUUGAAUCUACAAGUUUGUUCACAGUACUCUUACAAACUGAUCGCCAUGUGUCAACUAUGUGCAAUUAUGGUAACCAGUACCAUAAAGUCAAUGUCGAUAUGUAAAUUGUACAUGUAAUAAAUUGUGUGCUUUGUGACUUAACAAUACAUUCUUUUAAGUUAGAGUCAGUAAUUAUGAUCAACAACAGAAGUUACCAAAUAUCCCAAACAAGUUGCCGAAUAUCCUGAACAAGUUUCCAAAUAUCCUAAGCAAGUUUUCAAAUGUCCUUUACAAAUGUUUCCUUUCCACUAAUCAGGAUAUUUUGUACCACAUACCGAGGCCUAACGUUUAAUGAGCACCUGUUAACCGUACCGUGAGUCAUCACACGACCUACAUUACGCGAUUCAUCAAAAAGCCCUAUUUUAUCAGAAGCCCUACUUCAUCAGAUGUCAUAAUUCAUCAGAAGCAUUACCUUACACACUGCUAGAGAUUGACUGUAAUGUGAGAUGAGGUGAUUUAAAUAAUAAUGAAAGAAAACUCUUAAGUCGAUUUUUGACAAGUAAAAUAAAAAUGAUUUUGUUUUAUGGGACUCAGUUUAAUAGUAUAGCAUCCCCCAUGCCUUCUCCUCCCACUACCAUGCCUUCUCCUCCCACUACCAUGCCUUCUCCUCCCACUGCCAUGCCUUCUCCUCCCACUACCAUGCCUUCUCCUCCCACUACCAUGCCUUCUCCUCCCACUACCAUGCCUUCUCCUCCCACUACCAUGCCUUCUCCUCCCACUACCAUACCUUCUCCUCCCACUACAUGACUUCUCCUCCCAUUACCAUGCCUUCUCCUCCCACUACCAUGCCUUCUCCUCCCACUAACCAUGCCUUCUCCUACCACUACCAUGACUUCUACUCCCACUACCAUGCCUUCUCCUCCCACUACCAUGCCUUCUCCUCCCACUACAUGCCUUCUCCUCCCACUACCAUGCCUUCUUAUCCCACUACCAUGCCUUCUCCUCUCACUACCAUGCCUUCUCCUCCCACUACCAUGCCUUCUCCUCCCAUCCCCCAUGCCUUCUCCUCCCACUACCAUGCCUUCUCCCCCACCCCCACACCUUCUACACGUUAUAUCAACCACUGCGUUUUGAUUCCGUUGAUCAAUAAUAUUCAGUGGCAUCCAUUGUCAGUCCUUGCAAUUUUUGUGUUAAAUACAAAUUUUAAAAACACUAGAUGUUUAAAGAAAAAUAUAAAUAUUAUUUGAAAUCAGAAGCAAGACUAAUGAACUUCCCCUGUUGUAGCCAUAUACAGUAGCAACAAAAUCUUGUAGAGCGUUUCAGAAGCAAAGCAUAGCCCAAAAGCAAAAUUAAAAUAAUGUAUUUUUUCUAUAUCGUUUAUUUUGUGAUUGUAUCGUCGAAAUCUAGUCUUCAACCAGUCGCGAGAUUUAUUUAUUUCAACAGGGCUGAACAGACCUCGUUAAAUUGAUUAAGAUGACUAUACAUCUGCUGAACUGUUGUCUUUGUUGGAAUAUUUUGAAGAAAUCUAACCAUGCAAAGCCAUUUCCUUUUUACAAUCAAUCUUUUUCUGCUCUUACUUUAGUGCACAGGUUUUAAAGUGGACAAGCUUUUUACUCCAUAACACCAGCAAUUUAAAAGCUUAUUUUAUUUAAAGCUAUGAGGACGUUUUCAAGUGUCAAAGACUGGACAUUUUUUUAGACUUUACAGCAACACCCAGUGAAAUUAUUGUAGCUUGCAACAACACAUUCCUUUAUUUAAAAAAUACCCCCCCCCCACCCCAAAAAAAAAAAAAAAUUGUUACCAACUUUUUUCAAGUGUCAAAAAUUGUACAUUUUUUUAGACUUUACAGCAACACCCAGUGAAAUUAUUUUAGCUUGCAACAACACAUUCCUUUAUUUAAAAAAUACCCCCCCCCACCCCAAAAAAAAAAAAAAAUUGUUACCAACUGACUGAGUGAAUUCCCAUUGAAAUAGAUUGAGGAAAAAAUGUGUUGUAGAUUUGUAUAGUGAUAUUUAAAAAAACUUUGUAUUUCUCACAUGAAAAUGACAACUGUGAGAAAAGAUACCUUGUAUAUUUUUUACUACUAUUCUGUUUAUUCCUAGUCUUAAAUUGACAAGUUGGUGUUAUCACAUUUAUUGAGACGUUGUCGAAUUCUGACUACUUGAAGGGAACCUCAUAAAUGAGUCUUGGGCUCAUUUUCAUUUCCAGAGUACCAAGAUGCUCCAACCUUCCAGCAGCUCCCCUCCAUUCAGUGCUGUGGUUUGGUACGGCCCGGGUGGGCUGGGCUUUUUUUCACUCCCCCCGCCCCCCUUUUGCAGUUGGUUGAAAAUGCCGUCCCUCAAUAUAAAGAAAAAAGUGCCCCCCCCCGGCCCCUUGGCUGCCCCUUUAUAUCCCCUUCACCUUCUCCUUACUCCAUUUGUUUUGAAUGGCUGAUUUGUCAUAUUUGUUAUAUUAUUUUUAAAAAAAAAGAAUUUCUAUAUAUUCGAAAAUCCUUCUCAACUUCCGUUUCUAACAACAACAAUGAUGAGCACUUCCUGCUCUGAAGGUUUGGCUUCAUUCACUUUAUUGAGAUCUCGGAACACAUCAGUUUGUUUUUGUGUAAAUGUAUUUGUAAUUUAUGAUCGUAUUGUCUGCAGAGAAAAUCAUCUAGUCAAAAGGUCUGUCUAACUGUCAUGUCUGUUAUUGUUGUUGUUGUUGUUGUUGUUGUUCAGACUUAAACAAAUCUUGUUCAACGAUUUCUUUUCUACACUUCUCCCCAGUCUGCUGAAACACAAUUCAAAUCUUCAUUUCUAUGACGACAACAUCCAUAAAAAUUAAACUUUAAUGAGUAAUGGCGACGAGAUCUGUGACAUACUCGACAAACAACAAACGCCUCUUCCUCAGAUUGGCGUCCGGUGUUAUCUUCUGUGUUCAUCACAUUAAUCGAUAUUUUGAAAUGCUCUACUCCUACUGUGUCCCUGUCCCAUUCUCUCAACUUUCUCUCAUUCCCGUCUCUCCUAUAAACUUUCUCUCAUUCCCGUCUCUUCUAUAAACUUUCUUUCAUUCCCGCCUCUUCUAUAAACUUUCUCUCAUCACCAUUUCUCCUAUAACCUUUCUCUCAUUUCCGUCUCACCUAUAAACUUUCUCUCAUUUCCAUCUCACCUAUAAACUUUCUCUCAUUUCCAUCUCACCUCUUAAUUUUCUCUCAUUUCCGUCUCCCCUUUAAACUUUCUCUCAUUUCCGUUUCUCCUAUAACCUUUCUCUCAUUCCAGUCUCUCCUAUAAACUUGAUCCCAUCCCCGUCUCUCCUAUAAUCUUUCUGUUAUUUCCGUCUCUCCUAUAAUCUUUCUGUUAUUUCCGUCUCUCCAGUACACUCUCUCUCAUUCCUACUAAAUUUUUUUUAUUGUUCACGAUGAUUCAAAUGCCAGAGGCGGUCAAGGUAACUUAAUAAGAAGUAGGUCAAUUUAUCUAUAGAAAUGUUGGGCAUAGAAUCUUGAUUUCUUCACAGUGUUCAUAGAUGCCCAGAGAAUACGUCAAAGACAUUACGGUACAUAUCUUAACACAAAUAAACUCGCCAGCGUUUCACCUUUGACCUCUGGCCUGUCAAAGAGUUAUUGAAGCACAUAGAAAACUGAUACGCCCUUUUCAAUGAUAAAAAAUAAAUGCGCAAAAAUCACAUAGACGCUCCAUAGUGUGUGAUGUCAGAAUAAGAUGUGUGGAUGAAACAUUGAAAGAACCACUAGGUGUGUGGAUGACAACAAAAUAAAGAAAUCGAUUCCUCACAACUGUCACAACUUUUUUUGUUAUAUAAAUAUCAUUGUACUUGUCUAAUUGUUCUUAGCCUUUCUUGAACAAUCCGACCAUCAAUAAGGGGCCGGGCAUAAAGUACGCCACGCUAUUUUUGAUAAUUUUUAUCUCCCCCCUCCCCCAUGUCACAAACUGUUACAAAUCUCGGACCCCUCCCCCCUAAAGUACGUCAUACUUUCGAACAAAUUUUUAAAAAAAAAUUAACACCUAAUUAAAAUUUUAUCUAAAACACACUUCACUAUUAAACAGUGUUAAAAUAUAAAAAUUUACAAAUAAAAGAACUAUCACAUUAUUAAAAUGACUUUAAUAGUAGAAUAGUUAAUUGUCAAAAGUUGUCACAGUUAUUCAUUGCAGCAGUAACUCAAUUUAGAUUGAAUUUGAAAACAGAAAUUGCAAACAUUAGGCUAGACAAUUAUAAAAUACACAUCAUUUAUCUACCCAUUCAUUUAUAAUAGGGGAGAUUAAGUUUUAGAAAAUCUUCCGAUUGUGCAAUCUUUUUACACAGGUUAAGAAGUAGAUUAGCGAAACUUGACCUCACCCAGUGAUUAAAUAAUAAAAAGGACAGUGACAUAAUUAUGCAGCGGACAAUAUAGAAAUAAUAACACUUCAGGAAAGACGAAAGCAAGGCUAUACAUAAAACAAGGCUUCGCAACAGCAUACUAGCGCUACUAGCGAGAGGAAUCGUGAACAACACAUUCAGGAGAUACGCAUUUCAUGCUAUUUUGACAUAAAACUAAUUCGAAUGUUUCACAAAAUUUUAUAAAAUUAUUUUUAAAGCUAUUAAAUUCUACUAAAAAAAUAAAAAAUAAAUUAGAAAUACUUUUUUUUUUAAUUUGUGACAUCACACAUGGCCUGACCCCCCUCCGCCCUGUCAAAAACUGUCACACUUUCUUAUACCCCUCCCCCCUCCCCCCUGUCAAAAACUGUCACACUUUCUUACACCCCCCCCCCCCCCCCAUCUGCAGCGUGACGUACUUUAUGGACGGCCCCUAACAGUGCAUUAAAUGGUCCAGAUUUUGUAUCCCACCUCCACCUGCCUGUCUUGCCUUCUCUUUCUCUUUCCAUUUUCCUUUCUCCCCCCCCCCUCUCUCUCUCUCUUCGCAUUCUUUCUCCGUCUGUCCUUCUCCCUCUCUCCUGGCCUGUUCUCUAACUAUUCAAAAUCAGAACACAGGUUAAUGAACUAGACACGCCUGUACAUGUCAUGUUAAAAUGCAUUACAUGCAAACAUCUGAAAAGACAUAAACUUACUGGCACACAUUUCAAACUAAAUCCUUUACUGCUAUUCGCGUGCUAUUCGUACAUCUACGUUGGCUAUCUCAAGAUUGAGUGUUGUAUUAUACAUCUGUCACGAUGCCAUGUCCUUGCCAAACGUUCAUCUCAAGAUUAUGUUAUAGCUCUGUCAUGCCCUUAACAACGUUAAUCUCAAGAGUAUGGUAUAAAUCGGUCAUGAUGUCAUGUCCUUACCAAACGUUCAUCUCAAGAUUAUGUUAUAACUCUGUCAUGAUGUCAUGUCCUUGCCAAACGUUCAUCUCAAGAUUAUGUUAUAACUCUGUCAUGAUGUCAUCUCCUUACCAAACGUUCACCUCAAGAUUAUGUUAUAGCUCUGUCAUGAUGUCAUGUCCUUGCCAAACGUUCAUCUCAAGAUUAUGUUAUAGCUCUGUCAUGAUGUCAUCUCCUUACCAAACGUUCACCUCAAGAUUAUAUUAUAGCUCUGUCAUGAUGUCAUGUCCUUGCCAAACGUUCACUCAAGAUUAUGUUAUAGCUCUGUCAUGAUGUCAUCUCCUUACCAAACGUUCACCUCAAGAUUAUGUUAUAGCUCUGUCAUGAUGUCAUGUCCUUGCCAAACGUUCACCUCAAGAUUAUGUUAUAGCUCUGUCAUGAUGUCAUCUCUUUACCAAACGUUCAUCACAAAUUUGAGUGUUAAUGCAUACCUCUGUCCUGAAAUCUAUUUAAAAUGUAUCAACGAAAUUGAUUUCUUGUGUAUUAUGAACUGAUAUUCAAAUUAUACAUGAAUUUAUUUGAUCCGUCUAUCCCAUCCAGGUUGACCUACAUUAGUAGUAUCAGACGCCAUGGAGAGGUACAUCCAACCUCUGAUUGCCAUCUUUGUCACGUCCAGCAUUCUGAUCAUCGCCUCUAACCUGAUCAUCUUGUACAUCAUCCUCUACUCUCGCAGCCUACGAUGCAUGCCCAAGUACAUUGUCGUGGUCAGUAUUGCAGUGUCUGACCUGCUCAUGGGUUGCUUCGCCAUACCAGUCUACUUGCGACACCUGAUUGAACAGCACACAAUGGACUGCACUGAGAACAUCGCCUUAGAAGUUAGUCCAAAGAUCAUUAGAAAAAAAAAAGUCCUACACUAACAUGUAUUUCAUUGACCUUGACAUUGAGUUUAUUACUCUGACCAUGGCAUUUAUUGCAUGAACAAUUAACUUUUUGGUAUGGACCUAUCACAUUUUACAUGCGAACUUUUAUUUUAUAACAAACUUGCAUAACUUUAAUAUACAUAUACCUUGACACUAACCAUAACAAAGAACAAUUUACAACGAAUCACUCCUCUACAAAUGUCAGAGUCAAUUAUGUUGUCAUGUCUUUUUUUUUUAAAUAUGUGCAAAUUGUUUUAUUAUGAUUGGCCUCUCUGACAUGUGUUCUCUGCUCGCUCUCUGACACAGCUUUAGAUAGCCUACUUUAAGGCCAUAAUCAAUAUUUUCUAGUACAAUGAUUUAAGCACAUUAAAAGAUAAUAAAUGAAGGACUGCGUUCAAGCUGUGCGAGCGAAAUAGGGGAAUAAGGUUUGUGUGGAAGCUUGAAAUAGAAAGACAGGACAAUAAAAAGAAAAACGUUUCAGUUAAGAGUAUUCUUCAGCAGACAGGACAACUUCAAUUGGUUUGAUUAACAACACACGGGAUAGAUGAAAACUACACUCAGUUACCGACACACGGGAUAGAUGACAACUUGGCUUAGUUGCCGACACACGGGAUAGAUGACAACUUGGCUUAGUUACCGACACAAGGGAUAGAUGACAACUUGACUUAGUAUCCGACACACGGGAUAGAUGCCAACUUGGCUUAGUUACCGACACAAGGGAUAGAUGACAACUUGGCUUAGUUACCGACACACGGGAUAGAUGACAACUUGGCUUAGUUACCGACACACGGGAUAGAUGACAAAUUGGCUUAGUUACCGACACACGGGAUAUAUGACAACUUGGCUUAGUUACCGACACAAGGGAUAGAUGCCAACUUGGCUUAGUUACCGACACACGGGAUAGAUGACAACUUGGCUUAGUUACCGACACACGGGAUAUAUGCCAACUUGGCUUAGUUACCGACACUCGGGAUAGAUGCCAACUUGGCUUAGUUACCGACACACGGGAUAGAUGACAACUUGGCUUAGUUACCGACACACGGGAUAGAUGACAACUUGGCUUAGUUACCGACACACGGGAUAGAUGACAACUUGGCUUAGUUACCGACACAAGGGAUAGAUGACAACUUGGCUUAGUUACCGACACAAGGGAUAGAUGACAACUUGGCUUAGUUACCGACACAAAGGAUAGAUGAAAACUCGGCUUAGUUACCGACACACGGGAUAGAUGACAACUUGGCUUAGUUACCGACACAAGGAAUAGAUGAAAAUUUUUCUUAGUUACCGAAACAAGUUAUAGAUGACAACUUGGCUUAGUUACCGACACAAAGGAUAGAUGACAACUUGGCUUAGUUACCGACACACGGGAUAGAUGACAACUUGGCUUAGUUACCGACACACGGGAUAGAUGCCAACUUGGCUUAGUUACCGACACACGGGAUAGAUGACAACUUGGCUUAGUUACCGACACACGGGAUAGAUGACAACUUGGCUUAGUUACCGACACACGGGAUAGAUGACAACUUGGCUUAGUUACCGACACAAGGGAUAGAUGACAACUUGGCUUAGUUACCGACACAAGGGAUAGAUGACAACUUGGCUUAGUUACCGACACAAGGGAUAGAUGACAACUUGGCUUAGUUACCGACACAAGGGAUAGAUGACAACUUGGCUUAGUUACCGACACAAGGGAUAGAUGACAACUUGGCUUAGUUACCGACACAAGGGAUAGAUGACAACUUGGCUUAGUUACCGACACAAGGGAUAGAUGACAACUUGGCUUAGUUACCGACACAAGGGAUAGAUGACAACUUUUCUUAGUUACCGACACAAGGCUUAGUAAACAAAGAAUAGGUUUCUUUCUGUUCAACAUCACAAGAAUGUCCACCCACCAGAACAUGAACAGCCCUUCCAAACCAUACAGGAGAAAGAUGAAACAUCCCUUUUGAUCCAACACGUUUAAGGCAGCUUACGAAACAUCGGUAUUGAGACCAGCCAUUAAACAUUUCUUGAAAGUGGGGCAGGCCAGGUGAAAAUCCUGACCAUUUGGAAUGCUCUAACAUACCUCGCGAAUAUUUUAAAAUGACCAUUUUAGGAAAUAUUGAAGUUAUCUGCAGAGGAGGAUUAAAUAACGUAUUCAAGUAGAUUAAAGUUAAUUUCUAAGAAAAGUGACACAAUUUUUUAAAAUAAUUAGAGUGAUUUUCGUGGGGUUUUUUUUAAACAUAGAGGUUCAUCAUCAUCAUGUCCCUUAGUCCUUGGACCGUUGGGCCGCAACAGAUGACAUGUGAACUAUCCUCCUCCAUUCGUCUCUGUCUUCUGCACUACGCACAGCAUAGCCCAGUGUUAGGCCUGUCCACGCUUUGAUGUUAUCCUCCCAUCUUUUUCUUGGUCUUCCUCUUCUUCUCCCUCCUCUUGUGGUGCCCUGCAAUAUUUCUUUGGCAAGCCCUGUUCCCUUGUUACGUGGCCGUGCCAUUGUAGUUUGCAUUUUUUCACAGUCACCAGUAGGUCAUCGUACUCCCCAAUUGCCUGAAGAAUCCUUUUUUUCACUGUGUCAUUGGAGAUAUGGUCCCUAUAGCAGAUGCCAAAAAUGCUUCUGAAGCAUCUCAUAUCCAUCGCCUUUAUUUUCCUUUCAAGAUCUGCUGUUAAUCUCCAGGACUCGCAGGCAUACAGGAAAAUCGAGAGGACUAAGGAACGCACCAGCCUGGGGGCUAUAUUAUUGUCAUUCCAUAUAGAGGUUACUUGUGUAUUACAUACCCCCCCCCCCCAAACCGCCCCCACCAAAAAAAAUAAAAAAAUAAUAUAAACAUUAAAGAAAAGAAAUUAAAUUCAGAUCACAUAAAAAUAAGAAUUAAAAUAUUGACAUCCUCAGUCUUCUGGUCCAAACAAUUUCUAUCAUUGGCUUUAAAAGUUUUGAAUAACAUUCACCCCUAAGGAAAUGAUUUGAGUUGACCUUGACCUCUAUUUUCAGAUCAUCUCCGACUUUGGCGUCUUUUUCAUCGUGGGCUGGUCGUUGGUGACCUUCAACGUUGUCACGACCAAGAGAGGUAACUCCGGAUUCCCCUUUGAGAUUGUGGAGCGUGCGUUCAGCGCAUGCGCCAAGUGCAGUAAAAUCCUCCUCCUGUGGCCGUGGCUGGCGGCCACGUGCAUCCUGGUGCCCCUGGUUGUGUCGUCCGUCGUCUCGUUCGAGCACCCGCAGACGUUCGAGGUGUUUUGCAUUUCCAACCUGUCCAGGAACGCCCUGAUCGUCAUGAACUUCUUCGCGAUGCACCUUCCCUACUACCUGAACGUGGCUUUCUUGAUCACCACGCUCGUGUGCUACUGUCACGGCUGCAGCAGACGGCGGUCGGCCACCCUGGUGACGUACAGUGAAAUGAACCACGUGGAUGCCGUUGAGGACGCCGAUCCGGACCCGCCGGCGGAUAAUCCACUUUUGUGUACCACGCCCAUGCUGAUCUACUGCUUGUGCUUUCUUCCCUUUAUUACGGAGACGUGGCUCAAUUUUGUCGGGAUUUCUCACUUCAUUUCCAUGGAGACCAUUUAUUUUUGCCUGGCCGUGAGCCUGUCGAGGUCGUUCCUUGUGCCAAUGUCAUGGCUGGUGUACAAAGAUGUCAGGGAAGAAGCGGCAGAGAAAUGUAAACUUAUCCAAAAGCUGCUUUACGCCUGCGGGAGAAAUCCCCCGACUUCAACAUCCACGUCUGUGUCCUUUAGCAGACUCCAAGAGACACAGCCAGCUUGAUCACGGGAGGUUUUUUGGAUCAAGUGGAAAUGUAAUUUGUUCGAAAGCUAACUUUGGGAACUUUAGUUGAAAACGUCACACGCGUGUUUGUUCAAAUGGGUGCGUGUUCUGGUGUGGAGAUUAAUUGUGUAGCUAUGCGCUUUUUUAUGUGUUACGUAUUUGGGCUUGGGAAAUGACGUUGUUCGUUGUUAUGGUUUUUGAUAGAGAGCCGCAGAGAGAAAGUAGAAGUAAGAAGGCGCUGCUGUUGUUCAAUAAAAAACCAUAUGUAAUAUUGAUCUUUUAUUUGUUUAAUAAGCACCUGUAGACUUAACGAAGCUAUAGAUCUACUGCUCCAAUUAGUAGUGUGUGACAAAACGGAUACUUUUUAUCGCUAGAAUGCAACAUAUUUUUAAAAAAGAAUUUAAAUAUUGAUCACCAAAAACGUGUACUCUGAAUAAUAAAAGCAAAAUAAAGAAAUUGGAUGUGGGUCACAGUAGUUAUGAAUCUGUGAAUCAUACAGUCUAGAUGGAGAAGUAGUGAAUUGAAGGGAGUCAAGGUGAGGCGGGAGUGCUGAAUUAAAGUAGACCGUGGUGAGACCGAUGAGUGAAGCGAAUCAAAGGGGUUUCAGGUAGAUCUUGGUGAAACUAAUCGAGUAAUUCAAAAUGUUAUGUGGGACGUCAAUAGAUAAUCAAGAGUAAAAAUAUUACCUUGUCUCAGUGUAAUCCGAUGCUUGCAAGAAUACGUGUAUUUUUUAAAACACUACAGCUGCCUGUACAGAAUACAUGUAUUUGUUAUAACAUCACAGCUGCCUGUACAGAAUAAAUGUAUUUGUUAUAACAUCACAGCUGCCUGUACAGAUACAUGUAUUUGUUAUAACAUCACAGCUGCCUGUACAGAUACAUGUAUUUGUUAUAACAUCACAGCUGCCUGUACAUAAUACAUGUAUUUGUUAUAACAUCAGAGCUGCCUGCACAGAAUACAUGUACUUGUUAUAACAUCACAGCUGUCUGUACAGAAUACACGUACUUGUUAUAACAUCACAGCAAUUUUGGAUUGUUCAAGAUUUUUUAUGCUUCUUAAAUUAUGUUUGGUGAUCAUGUCUUUGGCUGACAUGAUCAUGCAGUUUAAGAAAUACUCUAUUACUGAAUACAUUGUUACUAUCGCACAGCAGAUUAUGACAAUUUACAUUGGCCACAGCAUCCAGCAUGCCUAGAUUUCUCAUGCAAGUAGGUUUAUAAAAGAAUGACAUUAAUAGGUAUACAUUAGCUAACAUCUAGAUUCUAGGCAAAAUUAAGAGCUAUUUAUCUAGACAGUUGUUUCUAGAUAGAUCUAGAUUGAAUUGAUUCUACAAAACAGUGGUGAUAAACAUUUUCGAUAAUUUAUAUUUCUGUGUUAUAUACCAUAAUGUACAAAGUUAUAUGUACAAAGUUUAAUAUACGGUCAUGUACCCACAAAAUAUUUUUUCUUUGUUAUAAUUAUUAUCAAAAAUGCUUAACUUUUCGUGUACAUGUAACAAUUUAUAAAAACGGCCAAAUACCUUUGAUGUUAUCUUUGAUGUUAUCUUUGAUGUUCAGUGUAUAUAAUUAAAAAUGAUAUUCUCAUGUUUUAUUUAUUUUAACAUAUUGACCUUUCUCUCUCACCCUGUGGGUUGUGUUGUCCCUUACACUAUGGUGGACUGUAAUGUCUUUUAUAAUGUCGGACUGUGUUGUCCCUUACAUUAUGUUGGACUGUAUUGUCCCUUACACUGUGGUGGACUGAGUUGUCCCUUACAUUGAUUUGGACUGAGUUGUCCCUUACAUUGUGUUGGACUGUGUUGUCCCUUAUAAUGUGUUGGACUGUGUUGCUCCUUACCUUAAGGUGGACUGUGUUGUCCCUUACAAUGUUUUUGACUUUUAUAUUCCUUUAAGUUCAAACGUUCAGAUAGUCUCUGUUAAGACAGUCUCUGUUCAGACAGUCUCUGUCCAGGCAGUCUCUGUUCAGGCAGUCUCUGUUCAGACAUUCUCUGUUCAGACAGUCUCGCUGGUGGAACUUUGUUACAUUUGUAAAUAUGCUUAAAUUAAAAGAUACAGUGUAAAGC